Humulus lupulus (European hop) is the source of this 1225-nucleotide messenger RNA. RefSeq names its product F-box protein At5g39250. The record is from RefSeq and is a predicted model, not a curated record. Gene Ontology annotation, molecular function: protein binding. Lineage: Eukaryota; Viridiplantae; Streptophyta; Magnoliopsida; Rosales; Cannabaceae. Bases 222 to 980 code for a protein of 252 amino acids. The transcript is spliced from 2 exons.
GCUUAUUUGGUAUUAUAUUUCUAAAGAUAAACCUUUCUCCUUUGCUCUCUCUCUGUCUACGGUGUACCCGAAAAUCUCUAUUUUUCCCUCUACUAAUCCGGUUCCAGUUUGUAUAAUCAAGUCUAGGGUUUUACUAAUUCCUGCCGAGAUUUAAGGAUUUUUCUGUGAGUGAAGGCACCUUAUGCAUCUUCUGUUUUUGAGUUGGAGUUUAUGAGCUCAAAAUGAUUAACGAAGAAGUCUUAAAGGCUGUUUUCCCUUUAUUGGAGGCUGUGGACCUUGCUUCUUGUAUGAGAGUAUGUGGGCAAUGGAAGGAUAUUGCCUUAGAAGAUUACUUUUGGAAAUGCUUGUGUGCCAAGAAGUGGCCUUCAAUCUGCAAGAAACCCAAACCUCCCACUUUAACAUACUAUAAGUUAUAUAAAUCUUUUCAUAAGCGGCAGAAUCGAAUUCUUCCCCCUCCAAGGAUUUCCUUUGAUAACCUGGAAUUUUACAUUGACAUAUGGAUUGAGGGUCGAUUAAUCUUCUCAGAAGCAGUUCCAGGUCCUGCCCUGCAGUUGGGUUUCAAGAUCCCGCCAUCAGGGAUCUGUGACAAGCUUAGAACUUACCUAGAUGGCUCUGACUACAAGAUGACUCUUCCUGUUGAACCAAGAUUUACAGUUCCUAUGUGCCAGACUGUUAGUGUUUCUGUGCUUGUUGGACGCAAAGAUUCUCAUAAAGUUGCCUGUAUAAUCAAUAACUCUAUGUUUGAUUAUAUUGAUCGGACAGCAUUUAGGGCCAUGGCAUUUGACUACCUUGACUUCGCUCCUGUGUACCCCUUUUCUUCGAGCAUCCGGGCAUGGGUCUCUUUGCUUUUCAUGGAAGAUGGAAGCAGCGAAGGUGAUGACGGUGCCCUCGAUGUUUUCGGGAUUCAAAUGGAUUUUUGUGAUGCUGCAAAUUCCAAGGAGGAGGUUUUGUGGCUAUUAGACAUGCUAGAUUGGAGGUGAAGUGUUCAACUGUAUAGAAUGCGUUCUAAAAUGUCAUAAAAUGCUGCUUAGAGAACAAUUGUAAACUCUCCUGUGUUUGUGUUUGUACAUUCUAUUUUACUUACAGAAUAUGAAAAUUGUUGUUUGUAUCUAAAGUAUGCUGCAUAUCAUUGUAGCCUCCCUAAUAGGGAGUCAUCUGUCUGAAAUAGAGUCUAUGAAUUUGUAUUGUACCAAGCUAUAUUCUAUGUUGGAAUAAUUUGCCUACA